Parastagonospora nodorum SN15 is the source of this 3168-nucleotide messenger RNA. RefSeq lists its product as hypothetical. Gene Ontology annotation, cellular component: mitochondrial degradosome. The transcript has 3 exons. NCBI's taxonomy places the organism in Eukaryota, Fungi, Ascomycota, Dothideomycetes, Pleosporales, Phaeosphaeriaceae. Gene Ontology annotation, molecular function: ATP binding; RNA helicase activity; hydrolase activity, acting on acid anhydrides. The record is from RefSeq and is a predicted model, not a curated record. Gene Ontology annotation, biological process: mitochondrial RNA 3'-end processing; RNA catabolic process. The coding region runs from base 1 to 3168 and encodes 1055 amino acids.
AUGCCCAUCCUUCCGGCGCGACGCAAUUCGGUGUGCCUUUUUUGCGCAUUCGCCGCCCGCUCACGACCGCAACCUACACGUCUCGGCCCACGCAUACAGUCGGCAAACAGAUCCGGUGCCGUGAGCCAAAAGCGCAUAGGUGGAGGAUUUGAUGCUGGGGCAAGAGCCGGCCGGACUGGCCAUCACAAUCCACUAGCCACCCGCAGUCCUUCAAGGGCACGGCAUGGCGAUGAGCUCUUCCAUGCCGUCCGCGGCGCACUAGAAAAGCUCCAGAAUGAGUUGAUCAAGCCAGAAUUCCUCGAGAGCCUGCAUCUCAGCAGAGAGGACUUUGACAAGGAAUGGCUCGCAUUCGAACGGUCCAUCACUGCGUGGUGGAAGGAAAACACUCGAGAGCUCCUGAACCUGGCAAAUGAAGCAGCACGAGGAAAGAAAACACUGGAUGCACGUUUGAGCUAUCUCUUCUAUGCCCAAGCCUGCGGUGGACGCUUCACCAAGGCCGAGCGGGAGAACCAGAAAGAGGUGGCAGACCUGCGACACCCUGCGGAAUGGUACCCGUCCACGCGACAGGUUCAACGCACGGUACAUAUGCAUGUUGGGCCGACCAACUCUGGAAAGACGUAUCAUGCACUCAAACGGCUGGAGCAAGCCUCCUCGGGUAUCUACCUAGGGCCGCUCCGUCUACUUGCACACGAAGUAUACACGCGCCUGAACGCCAAGGGCAAGUCGUGUGCUCUGAUUACUGGCGAGGAACAGCGUAUACCCGAGGGCGACGCGCCUCUGAUGUACAGUUGCACAGUUGAAAUGGCGCCCCUGAACUCGAGGUUCGACGUCGCUGUUAUAGAUGAGAUACAGAUGAUCAGCCACAAGGAGCGUGGAUGGGCAUGGACCCAGGCUUUCCUAGGGCUGCCAGCCAAGGAAAUCCAUCUGUGCGGAGAGGCACGCACAGUGCCACUCAUGCGCGAGCUUUGCGCUCUCGUUGGGGACAAGGUACACGUCCACGAGUACGAGCGUCUCACGCCACUUCAGGUCGAGCCAAGGAGUAUGGGUGGCAAACUUGACAAUCUGCAGAAAGGUGACUGCAUAGUCGCUUUCACUGUUGUCGGUAUCCACGCCCUCCGGAAAGAUAUCGAAAGGAGAACGGGCAAGAAAUGUGCCAUUGUCUAUGGUAGCUUGCCGCCGGAAACGCGAGCCCAACAAGCGCGACUGUUCAACGAUCCGGACAACGACUACGACUUCCUCGUCGCCAGUGAUGCUAUUGGCAUGGGUCUCAAUUUGGCCAUCAGGCGAGUGAUUUUCGAGUCGACUGUGAAAAGCAAUGGUGUCAACUACGUGCCGCUCGAGAUCUCUGAGAUCAAGCAGAUAGCUGGCCGCGCCGGCAGGUACAAGACUGCCCACCAAGCAGUCAAUGUCGAUACCCAAAAGUCGAUAGCCGACGCAGCUGUCGACCCUGCUAUUGGUCUUGACGAUAAACCGCAACCUAAGGAACCAGAAACCAAGACUAUUGGGUGGGUAACAACACUGGACGAGGUUGAUCAUGCUCACCUCAAGGCUGGAAUGAGGCGCGAGCCCGACCCCAUCACGACAGCUGGACUAUUUCCACCCUCUUUGAUUGUAGAGCGUUUUGCAAACUACUUUCCUCCGGGAACCCCUUUCAGCUACAUCAUGUUGCGCUUACAUGAGAUUUCCGAAAUACAUCCGCGCUUCCACCUCUGCGGCUUGAAAGAUCAACUGGCCAUUGCUGACACCAUACACCUAGUCAAGAAUCUCAGCAUUCAAGACCGUAUUCAGAUUUGUGCCGCACCCAUCAACAUGCGCAAUGCACCCGAAAGGGCUUUCCUUCGCUCGCUUGCCGAAUGUAUCGCCGACAACAAAUCAGGAAGUCUUCUUGACAUACCCACGCUGCCUCUAGCGGUCAUGGACGCGGAGCCAUCAGGGAAGAGAUUGUACCUUGUUGAGCUCGAAAACUUACACAAAAUGCUGGUGGCCUAUCUUUGGCUAAGCUACCGCUUUCCUCAGGUCUUCGUCACCAGGUCACUUGCCAACUAUACAAAAAAGCUGGUUGAAGACCAGAUUGAGAAGACUUUGGUCCAAUUCUCCACCACUCCGCAGGCCAGAGAGGCAAGAGAGAGGCGGAGAGUACAAGCAAUGAAGGAACUAAAUGAGCAAAGCGAAGGGGACGAGGCGGAUCAUGGUUCGGAGGGUCAGACACCUCCGCCACCCGGUAAAUUCGUCGAAGGUAAAUGGGUCGUUGACUAUCCAAAUGAGCACCCAGAGGAACGCGCGACGAGCAGCGAACACAUCAGUCAUGACUGGCUCACCUCACUCACGUUUCAACCUACUCCGGAACCCAAGUCACAAAUCCUUCACGAACUUCCACCAAUCCACUCCGCACCCCCAUUCGCCGCGACGACACUGCCCGUAACCCACCUCGCCUUCUCACUAACCAAGAACCCCACCACAUCCGCCACAUCCUCCGCAAACCCCAUCCUCCCACCCUCCACAACCUUAACCUUCGGCACCCGCUGCUCCUUCAACGCCUGCACCGCCUCCCUCGGAAACUGCCUCAGCCCAGGCGUAUCCGUCAACCCCACACUCACCGCAUUCACCGUGGUCCCCGGAAACGUCAACGGCAACUCGACCGCCCACCCCCUCACCAGCGCCUCCAACCCCGCCUUGGUCGCAUUGAACAACGCACUCCCCGCAUUUGGAUCGCGCACGCGAUCGCUCGAAAGCGCAACCACACGCGCAUUUACAUUCAGCAAUUUCUGCCGCACCAGAUUCUCCACCAGCACAAUCGGCCAGUGCAAAUUCCCCAUCAGGCUAUGCUCGAUAUCCGCUUCACUAGCCUGCCGCGGAGAGGACGAGGAUGUCGAGUUUGGGCGGCAGGGCGGCCAGGAUGGGCCUGAUGGAGGCGAGGGUCGUUAUGUCUGCUACGAUGCCGGUGAGGGUGGGGCGCGGGAGAUUAGAGGUGGUGUAGAGGGUGGAAAUGGUGGUGGAGAGGACGUCGAAGUGGUGUGCGGAUUCGGGCGAGGUAUAGGUGCCGAUGAUGGAGCAGCCGCGGGUGGCGAGGUCGAGGGCGAUGGCGCGGCCGAUGCCUUUGGAGGCACCGCUGGGGAGGAGUUAGAGUGUGUGAGAGAGGGUGGUGUUGGGGUGGGAGAAGAUGUUUAG